UUCUGUAUCCUUUCUGUUUCUGUCGAUUUCGAUGAAUUUGCUGCUUUUAAUUGUAAUGUUUUGAUCGAAAGGUACUAAAUAUGGAGGUUUUUAAUAAGCUCUAUUCGUCUGUGAGUAAUACAGUAUCUCAAUUGUCUGGUGUGCUGCCUGGAAAUCCUGUUACUCGAGAGUUUGAGGCGACACAAUACAUAGCCAGUGCAGGCCCAGGCUUACUCUGGAAAGUGUACAAGGGCUACAAAAAGUCCACUAAACAGGAGGCAUCCAUAUUCGUAUUCGAAAAGAAACAAUUGGAAAGAUGGUCGAAAGCAGACAAAGACAUCAUGCUGGACAUAUUAAAACGGGGCGUGGUGCAACUCACGAAGCUGAAGCAUCCUCAAAUACUAACCGUGCAGCACAGUUUGGAAGAAAGUCGGGAGAGCUUGGCGUUCGCCACUGAACCUGUGUUUGCUAGUCUCGCAAACAUACUUGGAAACACAGAAAACAUGCCUCAACCCACACCCAAAAAUUUAGUAAACUACAAACUGUACGAAGUGGAAAUCAAAUAUGGCUUAAUGCAGAUAGCGGAGGGCCUAGCUUUCCUACACAACAGCGUUAAACUUUUGCAUCAUAAUGUCUGUCCUGAGUCUAUAGUUGUCAACCAGCAGGGGGCAUGGAAGAUAUUCGGUUUUGAUUUUUGUAUAAUGAAUCAAAACACUAAUGACUCAUCACCUUUUUGGCCGUUCACUGAGUAUUGUCAGGCGAUGCACUAUUUGACACAACCUGCUCUUGAUUAUCUGGCUCCUGAGUAUGUGCUGUCAGCUUCACAUUCACCGGCCAGUGAUAUUUACUCCCUGGGUAUGAUAAUUUAUACAUUACACAGCACAGGGCAUCAAACUUUGGGUAACAUUGGUAAUGAUUAUACAAAAUUCAAAAGGUUUGCAAAUGAAAUGAGGAGCCUAGCUCCAUCGAGACUGCUAUGUGUGACUGAUGGCCUCAGAGAGUAUGUGAAAUUGAUGCUUAAUGCCACACCUGAGCUGCGCCCUGAUCCUCAUCAAUUUCUAAAGAUACCAUAUUUUGAAGAUGUUGGUGUGAAAACUCUGAAUUACCUCGACUCUCUAUUUCACUGGGAUAACCUACAGAAGUCACAAUUUUACAAAGGCCUGCCCCAGAUCAUACAAACAAUGCCACACAGAAUAUGUAUUUAUCGUAUUUUACCAUGUCUCAUGAAAGACUUUGUAAACCCGCCCAUGGUUCCUUUUGUUUUACCGAAUGUUUUACUCAUUGCUGAAAAUUCAACAAAAGAGGAGUACGUGAAGUAUAUCCUACCAGUGCUAAAACCAGUAAUGCUCAUACAGGAACCAAUACAAAUACUCCUAAUAUUCAUGCAGAAAAUGGAACUAUUACUUAAACUGACUCCAGCCGAUGAAGUCAAAAGUGAUAUUUUACCGAUGUUGUACCGAGCUUUGGAGUCAGAUGCUCAGCAAAUACAGGAGCUAUGUUUAUCAGUGCUGCCGACGUUCGCAUCACUAAUAGAUUAUCCGGCCAUGAAAAAUGCGCUAUUGCCGCGUAUAAAGAAGCUAUGUAUUAACACUAAUUUCAUUUCGGUAAGAGUGAAUUGCUUGCUGUGUUUGGGCAAGCUGUUGGAACAUUUAGAUAAAUGGUUGGUGUUGGAUGAGGUUAUACCAUUUUUGCCGCAGAUACCAUCUAGGGAACCAGCUGUGCUUAUGGGAAUCCUAGGAAUAUACAAGUUGGCAAUGAGUCACAAGAAACUUGGCAUCACUAAGGAAGUUAUGGCUACAAAAGUUCUGCCAUUUUUAAUUCCGCUGUGUGUUGAGAACGGCCUCACGUUAAACCAGUUCAAUGCACUGAUAACCCUGGUGAAGCAAAUGAUAUCGAAAGUGGAGAACGAACACAGGUCCAAGCUGGAGCAACUCAACUCAAUACAGAAUGAAUCUAAAAUGAUGGAGAACUCGUUUUCGACGUCAAUAUCUGCAGCUACAUCACCUGUUGACAAACCUGUGAAAACUGAUAUCGAUCACUUACAAGACCUAUCAUUUCCACCAGAAAAACUUCAACCGUCCAUACCGAAUAUAGGCGAAAGUUCCCUCAGUAUUGAAGACAAACAAAGGAUAGCGCAGCAACAGGAAACAGCGAAGAAGAUGUCCCGACAGUCUGGUUCUGUGUUGGCGCCCGUACUGUCCCCGCCGCCACAAGCUCCAAAACCUGUAGACCUCACCAGCUCGCUGCUACAGUCAAAUCUAACCCAGCUAUCACUUAAACCAACCCAAAAUAUACCACCGAACACCGGUCAAAACCUAAGUAUGAAUAACCCGUUAAACACAGGCCAGAACUUAGGUUUCAUGAGUCCAAAUACUGGUCAAGGCUUCACAAAUAAUACGGGUAUAAACAAUAGUUUUGGCAGUCCAAUGGCCUUACCUCCUAGUAUGGGAUGGAAGAGUUCUACUAAUAGCUAUGCGAGUUCAAACUUUUCGAGUCCGAAUUUCGGGAAUGCAGGUAGUUUUAACGGCCAAAACGUGAGUACGAGCAGUUACAUCAGUCCAACCAGUAGUCUUAACAAUACGACUGGCAAUUUUAAUAACAAGUGGGCGAAUAAUCAGAACAAACAAACGAAUGUUAAGCAGGAUUGGUCAGCUUUUGAAUCUCUUUUACCUACUUCGAAUAACAAUAGUAAUGAUAAUAGCAAAAAGAAUGAUAAUACCAAUGAGAGUGUUGAUUUGUUGAGUUAAAAUAAUAUCAGACUUUUAUUUGCCUUGUUUUGAAUAUGACGCAAACAAAGAAAGGAUAUUAUUUCUAUGCUAUCAAAAUUUCGAAAUCGUAUUUACAGGGUUUUUCUUCAUCUUUAAAUUGCUCGAAACUUCAUUUUAAUACACUACCGUGCGGUUGAUUCUUUGUUAAUGUUUAUUUUUUAAUUUUAAAAUGCAUACAUUCCAUAAUAUAGUACUGACUAAACUA
Aricia agestis (brown argus) is the source of this 2952-nucleotide messenger RNA. RefSeq names its product SCY1-like protein 2. The coding region runs from base 81 to 2726 and encodes 881 amino acids. Gene Ontology annotation, biological process: protein phosphorylation. The transcript has 6 exons. Gene Ontology annotation, molecular function: ATP binding; protein kinase activity. Lineage: Eukaryota; Metazoa; Arthropoda; Insecta; Lepidoptera; Lycaenidae. The record is from RefSeq and is a predicted model, not a curated record.